AUGAAUAAACGUAAACAGCAGCGCCUUGGAAAUCUCAUUAGCAGUCCUAGAAGCUACGAUCAAGACAGUGAAGGAUUUGCAUUUGAAGAUAAUAAUUCAGAUCAAAUACAUUUCAGUAACGGAGAAGUUUCCAUAACAAUCAACAAGGCUGGAGUUAAAUCUUAUUCUUAUAGGAAUCCGGAAGUUGAUGAGCAACUUCUUUUCUCUCCAUUAUAUUGGCAUAAAGUUAUUAUUAGCCACAAAAGACAUUUCAAUUGUUUAGAAGUUGCUCUUCCACAAAUAUUUAGAAUUGUUGAAGACGAAUUCUUUGCUCCCGUCAAAUAUAUUUCAUCACUUCAUGAGGAUUACUUUUUCGUUCAUAAUCAAGGAAAAGCACUUAAAAAGCUUUUUGAUCAAAAACUUCAAAUUAAUGUGAAAGGAGAAACUGUUGAUCUCGUAGUUCGACUUUGCAUUGGGAAUUUCAGUGAAGGAAUGUUGACUUUAAAUGAUAAACUUUCGAAUAUUAUUCAAAAUUCAAUCGAUUCCGAUCACAAUAUUAAUUUGAGUCGUAUACAUUGUCGACAAGAAUUAAAAGAUGUGAUAUUUUCCUUAACCAACGAAGGAUGUCUGGCAAUGCUUUGCGAACAGCUGAGACAAGAAUUAAAAAAAAAAGAACAUUCUGUGAUAAAAGUUUCUACUCUCAAUCUAAGUGAAAACGAAAUUUCUUCCCUUGAACCGUUUUCAAGACUUUUCUUUCAUUUAGACGCAUUUGAUUUCCAGUUCAAUAAAAUCUCACUCAUUGACGAAUUUCAAUAUUUAAACCAUUUUAAAAUAACACAAUUGAACCUUCUCAACAAUCCGGUGACUCAAAUUCCUCAAUUUCAAAUGAAAAUCAAAACGCAAAUUCCAACAUUAAAAAUGAUUGAUUCAUUUCAAUUUGAAUCAAAUUCAGUUCAAGCCAUUGGAAGUCACAUAAAGACAGAAUCGCAAAGUUCAUCUUCACACAACAUUUUGUGUUUUGAUAAUAGAAGCGAUGAGAUUCGGAGUUUUAAGCAGAAUGUCAAUAUUAUCAACUUUAAAGACAUAAAUGAUUACGUGAAGUCCAUUUUUCCCAAAGAAGACAACAAGUUAUGGAACAAAAUUAUUGUUUUUCACAACGGAAAAGUUGACAAAGAAACGAUUCUGAAUGCAAUGAACAAACAGUUUUUUAACUUAACGACGUUCUAUCCAUGUUACUAUAAGAGGGGAGAAAAGGCAGACAAUUUUUUCUUAUACAAAAACUACAGCGCUCUCAAAAUACUCAUGGAAAAUGAUUUAAAAAUGGAAAUUCAAGAAAUUAAUGAAACAGUAAAGUUUGAAGUGCAUUUAGGAUGUGCAGAUUAUGUCGAUGGACAAGUCAAUUGGAGUAAAAAAAUUAACUACGUGAUCAAGAAAAGAAUCAGAGGCAGUGAAAUGCAUUUCGAUAACUUCUCAGCCGACAGUGAUUUGAUCGAUUUGGAAGUGACUUUGACUACUUCAGUUGGAUUUUCACAUAUUCUCAAUACGACUAAGCAAAUAUGUAAUAAAAUGUGCUUGGAAAUUGAAUCUCUGAACUUGCAGAACAACAAAAUCUUCAGAUUCAAUGCACUCAAUUUUAUCGCAACUUCCUAUUCGAAUCUUAAGAUUUUAGACUUGAGAAACAACAAUAUUGAAAGCAUUGAGGAAAUAUUUGAACUUCCCAAUCUUACGAAGAUUUAUUUGGAUUCAAAUCCCGUUUGUAUUCAAUAUUAUGACAAUCCUUUCAAAUACGUCACAGAUUUACAACGCUUGUUUCCUAAUCUUGAAUCCAUUGAUGAGAAACAAAUCGACAGCUCAACAUCAAUCGUGAACAUGCAAAAUUUUCUUAUCACAUCGAAAGUUUACUCAUUGACUGAACAAUUUUUGAAUUUCUUUGAAUAUUUUGAUUCUUAUCAUGAAGCUUUGAGAGAAUUUUACCACAAGGAUUCGAUUUUUACCAUCAGUAACGAGUCACAAGUCUUGAAUCAAUUCAACGAUCUCUCGAGAAAUAUAAUUGGAGCAACAAAUAUUAAUAAAGUUCUCCUUGGACCUGAUUACAUAAUUAACUUCUUUGAAACAUUCCCACCAACAACUCACGAUUACACAACAAUGUCAAUCGAUGUUCCUUUAGUCAAUGAAAGAAAUGUUUUAAUAACGACCAGAGGAUUCUUUAAGACUACCGGGACAUCUAUCAAAGAUAGUAAUUUUCAUGGAUUUACGAGAUCAUUCUUGCUAUCAAAACGUGGAUCAAAAUCCGGAACUGUUGAUCCCUCAAUUAAAUAUCGAAUAAUGAACGAGAUGCUUCACAUCAGAGACUUAAGCGAUGAAGAGAAGAAAAUUCCUUUUAAAAAACUCGUCGUUUCUGAAAGCGAAGUGAACACUCUUUGCAAAGAUCUCUUGCCAUCAGCCUUUCAAAAGGAAGAAGCACAUAUUUUGGUGUUUCGAAAGAUAACUCAUCUUAAAAUUAACAUUUGUAAAAGAUUGCUUGAAGAUGCCAAAUGGGAUAUUAAAACGGCUCUCACAUACUUCGAUGAAUUCUUGAAGCGCAAUUUACUAAACUUAAAUGAUUUUGACUUGUAAAGUUUCUCUUAUGUUUCAUUUCUUUGUACAUUUACUGGUUUAUAAUAAAAAUUUGAAUUAAAGCGA
Molecule: messenger RNA, 2661 nt
Organism: Clunio marinus
Lineage: Eukaryota; Metazoa; Arthropoda; Insecta; Diptera; Chironomidae
Source: the annotation of a GenBank genome assembly